This is a messenger RNA of Spea bombifrons (plains spadefoot toad), 1933 nucleotides long. RefSeq names its product essential meiotic structure-specific endonuclease 1 (gene EME1). Gene Ontology annotation, molecular function: DNA binding; nuclease activity. Lineage: Eukaryota; Metazoa; Chordata; Amphibia; Anura; Pelobatidae. The transcript has 8 exons. Gene Ontology annotation, cellular component: Holliday junction resolvase complex; nucleus. The coding region runs from base 125 to 1177 and encodes 350 amino acids. The record is from RefSeq and is a predicted model, not a curated record. Gene Ontology annotation, biological process: resolution of meiotic recombination intermediates; double-strand break repair; mitotic intra-S DNA damage checkpoint signaling.
UUAGUGAAACACUUUUCCGGCGUCUAGUUCGAAAACAGUUCCGCUGACAUUGAGGGGCAAGCCGGAAGUUCUCAUUGAUAGUGAUAAGCCCGCUUGUACGGAAAAGCAACUCAUUCCUGACCUAAUGGUACUCAGCAGUGAUAGUGAAGGGGAGGCAUACAAAGCUAAUCUGUGCAGUCUGACUGACGCAGCCUCGCACGUUAUUCAACCACAGAACCCACCGGCAAACGUUCCUUCUGGCACCUUGUCAAAGAAACGUAAAAAAACACUCGAUAAUGUAACUGUCCACGUAGACCCAGGCCUUUUGCAGGAUGGACAUGGAGGCGAAGUACUCAGUGCCCUUCAGGCCCAAGAACUCCUGUGCGUGAUUGAGCCACAGGCAGUGACGAGGAGCAUCACUUGGACUAGAGCAGGGGGACCUGUACAAGGAGAAGAGGAAGAAGAAACUGUCGUUCUUAUCCCAGCAGAAGAAUUUGUUGCAUUAGUGCAGAGCUUUAAGAAGGACCCACAAGGUUGCAGUAGCGAUGAGAUUUCUUGGGCAUUUUUCACCCGCUUAACUGUGGGUAAGAGGUUGACGAUGCCAACCAUGGUGGUCAUGGAAAUGGAAAAGUAUUUCAGGGCUCACACACAUAAGAAAAAGCGUGUGAAGCAAGGAAACCUAGAAGUACUGCCACUACUAACUAAGGUAGACAUGGAAGAGGUAAUUAUAGAGCUCCAGUUGCAGCUGGGAUUACAUGUGUGGUUCAUGGAAACAUGGAAAGAAUUUGCUGAUUUUGUCUGCAUGUUCAGCAAAGCGAUGGCUGAAGCUCCAACCAAGAGACAGCAAAAAGACUCCUUUUCCUUUUAUCUGGAUGGGGAAUGGGCAGGAGGUGUGCGGGUGGAACGCUGUGGAAAAGGUCUCCUAGAUGUAUGGAAGAGGCAAAUCCAGCAGUUAAAUAGAGUCAGCGUAGAAAUUGCAAGUGCUGUUGUGGCAGCCUAUCCUUCUCCACAGCUAUUGAUUCAGGCUUAUAACCAGUGUGGUACAGAGGCAGAACGUAACAAUUUGCUAAGUGAUAUCCUUGUACGUCGUGGUGAAGGUGUCACAUCUACAUCCCGACGGAUUGGACUUGAAAUGUCUAAACGAAUUUGCCAGGAACUCACAUCACUGGAUCCUGAUCUGUUGUUAGACUUGUCGUGAAGACACUUAUGCCAUUGAAACAAACCAUAUGCACAUUACAAAUAGAACAGAAAAAAAGCUUUUAUCUAAAACUGAAAUUACAUGGAGGUUUCCCAGGUGCUGGCAACUAAGUUGCCUAUUUAAAGUUUAAUUUCCUGAAAACAAAUUAUAGGCAAAUGCUUUGUAGCCUCGUUUAUUGUUCGGCCAAGAAAACCCUGUUUGUCUGGUAAGAACUUGAAAUUUGCACACUUUUUUUGUUAAAAUCUGUAUUCAAAAUAUCAAGAUUCUUCAAAACUAGAGCUACCUUUCCAAUUUAGGUAAGAGUAGUGUAUUCAUUUUUUGAAGGUGUCCCUAAUGGUGGAGCUUGUAGAUUCAUUAGAGACUAGACUUCCUUUUUUCAAACCUUGUGAGCUAAAACGUAUGGGUCUUUUUUGUAUACUAGUACAGCUAGUUUAAAAUCAUAUUUGAAAACCAUUUUUUUCAUUUACCUCACUGAAUAAACCCCCUAGAACAACACCUCCUAAGCUUAGCCAGUGCUGCUCAAGGGCCUUUGAUCGCUCCUAGGAGUGUUUCAACUGGCCACCUGAUGAAUAUAUGCUGCCUCUAACGAGAUGGCGGUGCCCUUUAAAAAGUUCCCAGUGUUUUCAGUGAUUAGUGAAAUAAAUUAAAAUUCAAAAAAAAAAUUGAAAAUGUAAAAAUAGUUAAUAAAAAAUGUCAUCCACUUCAAAGAAAAUAUGUCCAUCAAAUGUAAAAUCAAAUAAAAAUUGGUUUUAUUUA